Messenger RNA from Hypanus sabinus (Atlantic stingray), 4732 nucleotides. RefSeq names its product copine I (gene cpne1). Gene Ontology annotation, molecular function: calcium-dependent phospholipid binding. NCBI's taxonomy places the organism in Eukaryota, Metazoa, Chordata, Chondrichthyes, Myliobatiformes, Dasyatidae. The record is from RefSeq and is a predicted model, not a curated record. The transcript has 16 exons. Bases 142 to 1746 code for a protein of 534 amino acids. Gene Ontology annotation, cellular component: plasma membrane. Gene Ontology annotation, biological process: cellular response to calcium ion; regulation of canonical NF-kappaB signal transduction; positive regulation of tumor necrosis factor-mediated signaling pathway.
CGGCUGGGCAGUCGGUGCGCGCCAUGUUUGUGGAGUGAGGAUCGGGCGGGAGCGGGAGAGCAGCAGGCCGUCCGCUCGCUUCACCCUCAGGCCCACCCCCUCCACCUCCCGUAUUGUUUGUAUUAAUUCCCCGUGUCACCGAUGGCGCAGUGUGUGACAAAAGUGCAGUUGACCAUUUCCUGUGAGAAUUUGAUGGACAAAGAUGUUGGUUCAAAGUCUGAUCCUCUGUGUGUCUUACUUCAGAACACCGGGGCUGAUGACCACUGGAUGGAGUUGGACCGAACUGAAAGGGUGAAGAACUGCCAGAAACCUGAAUUUGCCAAGAAGCUGGAGGUGGAUUAUUUCUUCGAGCGCGUGCAGAAACUGAAAUUCGGCAUUUAUGAUAUUGACAAUAAAUCCUCUGCCCUGAACGACGAUGACUAUCUGGGAGGAGUGGAAUGUACCCUGGGACAGAUUGUCUCAAGUAAAACAUUCACUCGACCUCUUGAGUUGAAGAAAGGAAAGCUGGCUGGUAAAGGGAGCAUCACUAUUGUAGCCGAAGAGAUGAACGAUAAAAGAUCAGCAGUUCUGCAGCUGGAGGCCAGGAACCUGGAAAAUAAGGAUUUUAUGGGGAAAUCGGAUCCAUUUAUGGAGCUGUACCGACAAGGAGAUGGUGACAAAUGGCAGCUAGCCUACCGUUCAGAGGUUAUUAAGAAUAACCUGAAUCCCAACUGGAAGACCUUCUCAGUGUCCUUGCAGAGUCUCUGUAACGGUGAUAUGCAGAAGCCCAUUAAGGUCACAUGCUUUGACUAUGAUGGUGAUGGUUCUCAUGAUCUGAUAGGACUCUUUGAAACUAACUUCUCUAAACUGCAGCAAGUGGAAUCUGGGACCCCGAUUGAGUUUGAAUGCAUCAACCCAGAGAAGCAAAGGAAGAAGAAAAGCUACAAGAAUUCCGGCAUUAUUCGGGUGCGAUCGUGUAAGAUAGAAACGGAUUUCUCUUUCCUCGAUUAUGUUAUGGGAGGAUGUCAGAUCAAUUUCACAGUUGGGAUUGACUUUACUGGCUCCAAUGGAGAUCCUCGUUCACCGGACUCCCUGCAUUAUAUCAGCCCAAACGGAGUCAAUGAAUAUCUGACUGCUGUAUGGUCUGUUGGGCAGGUCAUUCAGGAUUAUGACACGGAUAAGCUGUUCCCUGCAUUUGGAUUUGGUGCUCAGGUGCCUCCCAACUGGCAGGUGUCCCACGAGUUCCCCUUAAAUUUUAACCCCAACAAUCCAUACUGCCAAGGUGUGCAAGGUAUCAUCGACGCAUAUCGCAAUGCGCUUGUCAACGUUCGACUCUACGGGCCAACCAACUUCUCGCCCAUAAUAGCACACGUGUCCCGUUUUGCAUCCACCGCGGCCCAGCAACAGGUGGCAGGGCAAUAUUAUGUCCUGUUGAUCAUCACUGACGGAGAGAUAACAGACCUGGACCAGACCAGGAAUGCUAUUGUGGAAGCCUCCAAGCUGCCCAUGUCCAUCAUCAUCGUGGGUGUCGGGAGUGCAGAUUUCAAGGCCAUGGAGUUCCUUGAUGGGGAUGAUGGCAUCCUGAAGUCACUCUCAGGAGAGCCUGUAGCCCGAGACAUUGUGCAAUUUGUUCCAUUCAGACAGUUUCAGAAUGCUCCAAAGGAAGCUCUAGCACAAACGGUUCUGGCUGAAGUGCCAAAGCAGUUGGUAUCUUACUACAAGAUGAGAAAUCUGCCACCAGUGAAUGCUCCAAACCCACCCCAGUAGUGGAGAAAUGUGUGGCAUUCAGCGUACGCUAAUUGUGACUGGGACUGUCAGGAUUCCUCAGUGACCACGGAAGCCUCCCUCCUGGUGACUGUACUUACAUAGAAUCAGCAUUGCCAACACCACCGAUUCUGCAGGACAUGGGGGAUUUGUGAUCCAUUUUAAAGCAUCGUCUCAGCUGAUAGCUUAUCCCUAUGUAGGGGAAGCAAAUCAAAUUGCAAUGCUUGCAUCCUUAUGACAGACUGUCCUGGAGUACUUGUGAGUGUUGGCAAUGUUGCCUUGUAACUGACCUGAUGUGUACUGAGUUUGCAGUCAAAACCUUUUACUGACUGGUCCCUGGGGAUGUUGGGGAGAGGUGUUUGGAGGUGGGAUUUGUAGAUCUGAAUGUACUCCUUGCUGGUUUGGAUGGGAUAUUGGUGUGUUCCCCAACCUGGUCAUUCCUCAAUCUUCAGCUGCGGGCUGGUAUUCCUGGCUUCAUCAGUGUCCAGAUUCAUUAACAAGGGUGGUUCAGGUUUAACCCAGACCAGGCAGGUUAGUAUCAAAUGACUAGAAGCUCUGUCCACUGCUGGUUAUUGUGAUCUACAUCAAGUACCCUGAUCUUCAACCUCUCAACAAGAUUAAUCUAAACACAUGCUGCCUGACUUCCGGAGUUCCAUUUUGUGGAUAUUGAUAAAGAAACCAGUAUUGGAAGCUUCAACAUCCACAACACAGCACUCUUUAUUUCUGAGUCAUGGUACAGCACACACUGGCUAACCCCAGUAGCAUUGCAAUUAUAAAACUAGGUUGACUCUGCUUGCUGUGUUGCUGUGGGGACAGUUAACACUACCCAUCCUCAGUGACUGACCCCAGGGACAGGUCAGGACCGUUGCAGGUCCCUGUACGGGGCUAAAUUAGCUGCUGUACAGAACAUGAAGAUAAUUCAGAUUAUUGUCACAGCAGUGUAGUAAUGUGGGGUUGUCACUGUACAAGGGAUUGGCUCACUGUUUAAUAAUGCUCUUCAGUGUUGCACACCUCAAUCCAAAGCUUUCUAUGCACUUUAUAUGACUGUGCCUAACAUGCUGUGUAUAACCAUGACUUAUAUAUAUAUAUAUAUAUAUAGACACACCAUAUUGCCAUGGCAUCACAGUUAGAAUGCUUUUCUUUUUACUGUAAGCCAUAAGUGAUUGCUUAAGCUAUACUAACUUGGGUUUAAUAUUUAACUUGCUGAUACUGUAUUGACUGUUGGCACUGGGUGUUAUUUAUGCUGCACUUUCUGAAUUCUCUCUUCUCAGCCCAGCAGACAAUAGUGAAGUGUCCAUGCUGGUCAGGUAAAAGGUCUCAGACUGCCUGCUGAUAUUUUGAUUUUGUUUUAUACUUCAUGGAACAUUAAAAUGCAAGGCCAUUUUCUACUAAGAGGUGAAAACAGCAGAGAUGGGAUGUUCCCAAAGUGAAAAGCCCCUGACGUAGUUGUCUUGUUUGAGUGUUUCCUAUAGACACAGCCCUGUGAUGUGUGCAGCAUCAUCCUCCAAUAACCAAUGAACUGCUUGUGGGAUCAGUCCUCAAAAUGAACUGUUCAAGUUUGUAAUCAUCAGCUUGUUCCUCUUUCCCCAUCUUGUUCCUUCCCGUACAUGAGCCCAGUAUUAUUUAUACAGGUCAUUGUAAAUUGCCCUGUGACUAGGCUAGGGUUAAAACAUUGGGUUGCUGGGCAGUGCCGCGUGUUUAGCUGGAAGGGCCUGUUCCACACUCUCUGAAAUAAAAUAAAUAAGUAACCCUCUGCAGUGAUUGGUAGGAACAUGUUCAACUGAUAGUCUGCAGGUCAGUAACCAGUAAUUUCAACGAUUCCACUUUCCCCAAGGCUAAUCUGGUCAGUUCAACCACGACCUCUGUUGUCACAUUGUAAUGAAAACAGGAUCAAAGAUCAAUGCAAAGUGAAAGGCUAAUCAAAAGGUCUCUUGUCACCAGUGUCUAGUGUUGCUGUAGAUCUAAGCACUCGUUCCUGUCAAAAACUGGCAGACAUCAGUCUUCCAAAGUACACAAGACACAGCGUCACAGUUAAGGAGAGGUCGUGCAGAUUAGUCUUUCUGAAAAAUAGUUCUAAGGCACUACAGGACUGAAGAAGCCCUUCCGCCCAUCUGGUCCAUGCCUAGUCCCAUCAACACGUUUAUGAAAUCUUCACUUUCACAAGAAGUGUAGUAGCUAUAGAGUUAGCAAUCUUAGGGUGGGUUUAAGUAUAAAAUGUUUUGUAUUAACUAAAAAUAUCUUGAAGUGAUGUUUGCCAUGAGCAAUCUGAUACCAGAGUUCAUAGAUGAGGGAUUGAUUGGUGCUUCGAAUUUCUGCUGAACCUCUGCUUUCUGAUGUCUGCCAAUGUUCCAUUCACAGGAAUUUUGGCUGGGGUCUACUGUUAGGUGGGACCUAAUGCUUUAUUGGCUAGCGUUUAAUCUCUUCCUGUGCUGGUGGCUGGUUUCCUCCUACAAGAUUUGACAGCUUAUGGAUCUCUGUCCUGUCCCUCACAGUGAGAAAUUGUUCAGUGUGUCCCGUUACUGGCAGCCAGCCAGGGCAGGGUGGGGAGCCCCACUCAUCCCAGCCAUUAUCAGACGCAGACCAUGCUGGUGACAGUGUUUUGCCUUCUGCCUGACUGCACAGUUACGUCACCGGGGCUGCACUGCUGGAGUCUGUGCCACCCAGGCACCCGCUGGUGUCUAGUAUUGUGCCAAACUUGUUUUAAUCCACUUCUGAUUUCCUCUGAAAGCUGAAGCCCAUUGUUCUACUUUCUAAAUUCAUUCCUAAAAUUAGUGCCUCAUGUCCUCCUGGAUUGUGAAUGUCAGUUUAAUAAAAAAUGCAUCUGGGUAUUAGAUAAUUCUUCCAUCCACCUCUUCCCACCCUCUCUCCCAUUUAGAGACAGAAUGUCUCAUUGAGACCAAAUAUUGUCAAAAUUUAGUAGAAAAUGACCCAGAAAUACAACUUUUUUUUACGAUUGUGGGUUUUGAAAAAAUAAAUCGUGUUUUAUGUG